AGUCUUUCUGUGACCACUGUUUCGACUAGACGCACCAUCAGACGCCUGUCUCUUGGCAAAUUUUCAGGAAAAUCUACGCGAAAGUAACACGCACGGAUAGAAAGUUCAUCUGGAAAUAGUCUUUGACGAAAUAAAUGAUUUUCCUCUGGGCUAAUUAGAGCAUUUUGAAUGUUCCAGUGAUGAAAGCAAUAAGUGAAGUUGUUAAACGAAGCCCAGUGAGCCAAUAUGAUGGAAUUUACAUAAAUUAGUGUCUGGAGCUUUUGUGAUGAAAUUUAUCAACAAAUUCUGUGAAAUUGUCAGUGAAAAUUGAUGACAUGUUAGUGGGUGACAAUGAAUACUAUUUGUUAGAUAUUCUACAAUCUAAAAACAACCCUUGCCACCCACUUGCAAAAACCAAAUUUAUCAAAAUCGUGUAAAAACGAGAGAGAGACACAAAAAGCACUUUUCUGGACAUAAAAUGGAUAUUGAUUUGGACAAUGGAACAUCAAUUGGGCAAUUGUUUAAUUUAUACACAAUAUCAAAUGAUGGAUAUGCAUCAACAACAAGUCCCCUGAUAUCAACAAAUGAAUCAUCGAUAAAUAAUUCGAUGAUACUGAAUAUUGCUGAAGGAAUUAGUGACUUUCUUAUAACUUACUACACCCCAAUUCUUGUGUUCACCGGCAGCAUUGGCAAUAUGCUGUCUAUUUUAGUAUUUUGCAAGACAAAACUCCGUAAACUCUCAUCAAGUUACUACUUAGCAGCCCUUGGUGUCAGUGAUACAUUAUUUCUUGUUGGUCUCUUCAUUUCAUGGUUAAAUUUUGUCGAUGUUAACUUAACAAAUCGCAAUUUCUUCUGUCAAUCUUUCAUAUAUCUCAGCGGUUUGUGCAGUUUCCUAUCUGUGUGGUUUGUUGUAGCAUUCACAGUGGAACGCUUCAUAGCUGUACUAUAUCCAUUAAAAAGACAAACAAUGUGUACGGUGAAGAGAGCUAAAAUCGUACUAUGUGGCCUAACUGUCUUAGGUUGUAUCCAUAGUGCUCCAUUCAUUUUAUUUUCCAGCCCACAAUUUUCCGAACGCCUCAACGCUACAAUUUGUGAUGUACGAGAAGAAUAUAAAGAGCACAUGACGAUAUUCAACUAUAUCGACACCAUCAUAGUAUUCGUCGUUCCUUUUACUGCAAUUGUGAUAUUGAAUUCUUUUACGGGAUUCACAGUAUGGAAAGUAGCUGGAGUACGUAGGAGCAUGACAAUUCAAAAAAGACAAGGCAGCAGUUCACUGCAUGAUUUUCGAAAAACCCACCCCAAUCACCAACACUGUACACAUCCAAAUGGGCACAACAGUGUCAACCUUUCUCUUCAUCAGCAGAGAUCAACUAAACAACGAGUCGCCAAUUCUUCGCAAAUUAAAGUCACAAAGAUGCUUCUGAUGGUAUCGACAGUAUUCGUCUGCCUCAAUCUCCCAAGUUAUGCGAUGAGAGUGCGAGCAUACAUCGAGACACAGCCAACGAAGACCACGCUAGUGAUUCAAUACUACUGCUGGCUGUUUUUCAUCACAAACUUUGGCAUUAAUUUUGCCCUAUAUUGUGUUAGUGGGCAAAAUUUCAGAAAAGCUCUUGUGGGGAUGUUCAAAAGAGUCUCUCACCAUCGACAAGAUGGUACCACACAGGUAACAGUUUCAGAAUACAUUAGAAGUACCGGUUCAACAACGUCAAGACGCCGAAUUAUCGCAAGAAAUGGAUCAUUUAGUGAUGCCCAUGAACUCCACUUACUCACAACGAAUAUCAAAUAGGAAAAGUCUCAAAUACAAAUAAAGUGUAAAUUGAAUUGAAUUUUGAAGUGUGUGUAUAUAUGUUUAAAAAAUAUCAUUGAUAUAAAUUAUAAGUAAUAAGAGAAUUAGCAAAUUUCAUGGCUGUGCUUGGUUUCUGGUCAUAUAAAAAAAGGUUAUAUCAUUAUCAUCUCUUCUGUGAGAAUGUUUCUCCCAAGCAUUUGAUGUAAUGUGAAUACAUAUUUUAUUAUUUUAAAAUUUAUGUACAUAAAAUAAAAGAAAAAAAACUUGAAAACAACACAUAGUGCAAGAGAAAUUUUAUCAACAA
Molecule: messenger RNA, 2069 nt
Organism: Phlebotomus papatasi
Lineage: Eukaryota; Metazoa; Arthropoda; Insecta; Diptera; Psychodidae
Gene: CNMaR
Product: pyrokinin-1 receptor
Exons: 8
Coding region: 458-1765 (435 amino acids)
Biological process (GO): G protein-coupled receptor signaling pathway
Cellular component (GO): plasma membrane
Molecular function (GO): G protein-coupled receptor activity
Source: RefSeq, a predicted model, not a curated record